AUGCUAGGGCCCACCCUUCAAAACGACAAGGCCUCGGCCCGGGGCCAAGCGUCGCCCCGUUCUUCGGGAGCCCCUCCUGGCCUGGACAAGGCUGGCGAACUGGAGCUGAGAGAAGGGGGAGAAGGGCGGGCCGGGGGCGGGGCAGCUUGGGCCGCGGUGCACGCCGGGAGGAGAGCCAGAGGGCAGCGGAAGUGCCUCUCGGGGAAGGCUGACUUCCGGCGGCGCGCGUGCGCGUACGCGAUGGCGGCGCUCGGUCGGCAGGUCUCUGGUUGGUGCCGCCGACUUCCCUUUCACCCGGCCUGUAUUGCUAGGCUUGCUCCUCUUGGAGAACAAAAAAGGACUGUUGCUGCUGCUACCUUUCGUAAACUGACCACCUCCCCCAGUGGAGGGAGACUGGAGUUUCCUUGUGCUGAACCCACAAUGCCUGCUCGGGAGCCAGAGCGAAGGGUGAAAGUCAGUCUUGAGCACCAUCUUGAAAAGCUCAGGGCCUCUGUGGGCUCUGAGUCCAUGGAGCUGGAGAGGUUCACCCAGGCCCUCCAGGACAUGGGUUUCAGUGAGGGCCACAUAAGGGACCUGCUCAGUAUUGGACCAGGUGUCCAACUUCAGAAGUUGCUGGAUGUCAUUUCAGAAUUAGUUCUUUUGGGCGUGAAUCCGGAUCCUGUGUGUGAAGCCUUGAAGUCAAGUUCUCAGUUGCUGAAGCUGCCCGUCACGAGCAUGAGGAAGCGCUGUAGUCAGCUGCGCAGGCUGGGGUUGGGAGAAGGAAAAAUGAAGAGGGUGCUCCACUGCUGCCCCGACAUCUUCACCAUGCCUUCGCAAGACCUUGAGACCAUCUUGGAGGUGCUCAGGGAGAGGUGCCUUUUCACUGGGCAGCAGGUGACCGAGAUCCUGCACAGGUGCCCCUAUGUACUGCAAGAGGACCCCGAUGAUCUGGAGUACAAGUUCCAGUAUGCCUACUUUAGGAUGGGGGUGUCUCACUUGGAUAUAGUGAGGUCUGACUUCCUGCAGUACUCCAUUACCAAGAUCAAGCAGAGACACAUGUUCCUCGAACGCCUAGGACGCUACCAGACCCCCGAUAAGAAGGGACAGACACAGAUUUCCAACCCUUUAAUCAGGAACAUUCUCAGAGUUUCCGAAGCAGAAUUUCUGUCCAGGACAGCCUGUUCUUCAGCUGAGGAGUUCAGUGUGUUUAAGAAGCUCUUGGCUCAGGAGGAGGAGGAGGAGUCUGAGAGUUGCAUAUCCAAGGACAGAAGUGACCAUUUGGAGGAGGAGGAAGAAGAACAGGAAGAGGAAGAGGGACAGUGAUGGAAGAGCUGGAAUGAAGAGAGCCUGGAGCUAUCAAAGAAUACUUUUAUUUCCUCACAGUUCUAGGGAACUUUUUUUGGAUCUCUUCAGGUUAGUUUUCAUUCUGAAACUGGUAUUUUGGUGAACAGAUAAUGACAGAUUGGUGGGAAGCAGU
This is a messenger RNA of Suncus etruscus (white-toothed pygmy shrew), 1456 nucleotides long. RefSeq names its product mitochondrial transcription termination factor 4 (gene MTERF4). Gene Ontology annotation, molecular function: double-stranded DNA binding. Gene Ontology annotation, biological process: regulation of DNA-templated transcription; mitochondrial ribosome assembly. Gene Ontology annotation, cellular component: mitochondrion. The record is from RefSeq and is a predicted model, not a curated record. The coding region runs from base 1 to 1302 and encodes 433 amino acids. Lineage: Eukaryota; Metazoa; Chordata; Mammalia; Eulipotyphla; Soricidae. The transcript has 5 exons.